Peniophora sp. CBMAI 1063 is the source of this 2616-nucleotide messenger RNA. Lineage: Eukaryota; Fungi; Basidiomycota; Agaricomycetes; Russulales; Peniophoraceae. The record is from the annotation of a GenBank genome assembly.
AUGACCUCUACGGAUGCCGGCGAACUCAACACAGUCAUCGAUGCCAUCAAUGCGAAGCAUGGGCAACUCGCUAAACGUCAAGGGGAUGCUCAAGAGGUCAACGACGAACCAUCUGAAAACCCAGCAAAAAGCAUCGCACCAGCUUUAGCCGUUCAGGCGAAACCCAACAGACUUUAUGCCGUGAUCAUAGGCGUUGACGAAUACGAAGCAGGAUAUACCUCCCUCGAAGGCGCUGUCGAAGAUGCGAGCGCUGUCGAGGCUUUUCUACUCGAUCAGAAACCUGCGGUGGCCGCUGGACGCAUCAAGAGACUGACGAAUGAACAAGCUACGGCUGCCAAGAUUGUGGAGACCAUCACGAGUUUCUGGCGGCAUACCUGCGACGACGAAUCUUCUUGCGUAUGCGCUGUGAAAGACGUGGAGAAGGAUGAUCCUAUUCUUAUCUACUACGCGGGCCAUGGUAGCAAUCUCCCGAAACCAAAUGGAUGGCCGACCGCGAGCUCGCAUAUCCAGUGCAUAGCGCCAUAUGGCGUUCGGGUCGAGGGCGGCCUUGUGAAAGGCGUGGUCUCCGAUCGAGCGCUAGGCACCCUUCUCAUCAAGCUGGCAGAAGCCAAAGGUAACAACAUCACCGUCAUCCUUGACUGUUGCCAUUCGGGCUCUGGAACGCGCGACAACGACAGUAUUCCACGCGGUUUGGAGUUCAAGAGCUAUGACCCUGUUCGAGACGAAGCCAUCUACCACACGAUCGAUUCAUCAUACGAAGAAGAGGUCUAUAGAAACGAUGCCAACCAUCCCAACGCGAGCAACCAGACUGCAGGACCGCGGUUCGCAGACAGCGAUCUGCAGUCCCACAUACUUCUUGCCGCGUGCAGCCCGGAACAAUCCGCCUUCGAGAAUCGCUCUGUCCGCAGAGGUCGCUUCACCUCCGCUCUUUUGACAUUACUGCGGAAGCCGGGCACGGGCACCUUGACCUACGCGGAGCUGAUUCAGAGGUUGGAUAACCUGCCUCAGCAGACUCCCCAAUGCGAGGGUUAUUACAAAAACUCUCGCGUGAUCUUCGAGGCAGGCCUGGUGCAACGCAUUCGCGAUUGCUAUGCCGUCUCCAAGUCGGGCGAGCCAUCGUACUCUGUUCGCGCCGGCCUCAAUGAUGGUGUGAUGGUUGGAGACGUCUUUGAAGUUUAUCGCAACGACAAGGCCCUGGCCAUGGCGGCAAAACCUCUCGCUCAUAUGGUCGUGGAUUCCGUGAACGCCUCUGCAAGCUUUGUCAUCCCAGUCGGUCCACAACACCUCGACAAGAUACCCUCUGGCCGUCAACCCACCGUGGUACUUCGUCCCAAGAAGCGCACUCCCACAGGCCAUCCCGGCAAGGGCGCUCCGCUCAGUAAGGGUUACCACCUCGUGAAAUCGAUGUACAUCUUGCGCGCCGGUCGCAUUCAUGGCGUCAGCGAAGGGGACGUCUUCGCUGUCUACGAAAGUAAAGCGGCGUAUAUCUCAGCGUCCGCUUCUUCUGGGAGGCUUGUCGUUGCAUUUGCGAAGGCCGUGACAAGCUCUAUGGCACCUGUAGAAGACUCGACGGGGGCUCUUCUUCGUCUUCUUGAGACAACUCAGCAUGCUGUCGCCAUUCUAGAGCGCGCCGGCACGUCGCACGUUUUCCGUUGCCACGUUGACUCCGAUGCACACCCGGACCUCUACAAGAUGGUGGCGUCAGCGCUGGCAAAGGAUGCUCUCGAUCCCGCAGGACGUUUGGGCUGCAACAUAGUGUUUUCGGCUCUGGAAGAGUCCUGUAUCGCCCUCGUUCCUGCGGUCGACACUACCGACACCGUUGACUUGAUUAUACUGGAUGAACGUAUCCGGGCGCUGGGGAUAGAGAAGCUUUCAGGACGUGUGGUCCACAAGGUGGACCCUAUUCGUGCCGCCCUACGCUCCGCUGCCCACUUCUUCUACCAUCUCGACUCGUCACCCGACCAGCAGGGGUUCAAGAAUGGUGUGACGUGGAAAAUGCACAUCAUGCACGACGAAAUGAUAUUCUACGACGACGAUAAGAAGCGUGUCCCCAUGCCAGUCUACCGACCCGUCAUGGAAGUGGACGACUUCUCGACCUCGGGUGUAUUCAGUCCGACGGUGUCACUACCGGGCGAUGGAAACAUCACCGCGUAUGGCAUGGACGUCUCGAUUGUGCCCGAGUCCAAGUAUAACUUCUUUGUCUGGUUGUUCUACUUCGACUGCAGCACUCUAAGGAUUAAGCAACACUACGGGCCCCCCAUUAUCAAGGACGAUGCCACGCCGCCAUUGAUUGCUGGCUCCAAAGAGCCACUCCCGUUGAACUACGGCGACGCUGGCUCGCUUCCCUUUAUAUUCAGGCUCCCGAACAAUAUACAUCGUGAGGUCGGCUUUCUCCGUUUAUUUGUCUCGACCCACUACACCGACCUUUCGUCUAUCGAACAAGGACCAGUGGUGGAGCCCGGGAGGGACUCUGAGCAAGUGGUGUCGCAUAAGGCAUCGACACAAGGCUGGGACGCAGUCACUUUCGCUGUCGUGAUCACGGACGAGAAGCCUCAAGACGCAGACUCCGAGUCUGAGCUCGAUGAACAGGAUGUUAACGAAGAACCGCAGGGAUAG